AUGCUCCCCCGCGCCUCCCUCUCCGGCUUCCUCCCCCGCCGCGUCUUCUCCCUUACUGCUACCAGAAUGGCCUCCACCUCCGCAACCCCCGUUGAGGAUCUCAUUCGGGAGAAGCUUACAACCGCCUUCACUCCCUCCACCCUCAUCAUCCGCAAUGAUUCGCAUCUACACGCACAUCAUAACGCCAUGCGCGGAUCGACUUCGAAAGAGACCCAUUUCCAUGUGACGAUCACAUCUCCCUCGUUCCAGUCGAAGCCCCAGCCUGCGCGCCAUCGUAUGGUCUAUGGUUUGUUGAAGGAGGAGAUGAGUCGCGAGGGUGGCAUCCAUGCGCUGCAGUUGCGGACAAAGACGCCGGAGGAGGAACAGCGGGAGGAGGAGAGGAAGGCGGCGAAGGCUUGA
Aspergillus vadensis CBS 113365 is the source of this 399-nucleotide messenger RNA. RefSeq names its product BolA family protein. The transcript has 3 exons. The record is from RefSeq and is a predicted model, not a curated record. NCBI's taxonomy places the organism in Eukaryota, Fungi, Ascomycota, Eurotiomycetes, Eurotiales, Aspergillaceae. Bases 1 to 399 code for a protein of 132 amino acids.